Pyricularia pennisetigena is the source of this 984-nucleotide messenger RNA. RefSeq lists its product as uncharacterized. Lineage: Eukaryota; Fungi; Ascomycota; Sordariomycetes; Magnaporthales; Pyriculariaceae. Gene Ontology annotation, cellular component: ribonucleoprotein complex; nucleus; cytoplasm. Gene Ontology annotation, molecular function: mRNA binding. The transcript has 6 exons. The record is from RefSeq and is a predicted model, not a curated record. Bases 1 to 984 code for a protein of 327 amino acids.
AUGACCGAGGUCUCUUCGACCCGCCUUUACCUGGGAAACCUCCCGCGCUCUGCCACAAAGGAGGAUGUCUCAACCCACUUCUCCAGCCAUGGUACCGGCAAGAUCACCGAGAUCAAGCUAAUGAAUGGUUUUGGCUUCAUCGAGUACGAUGACCCCUUGGACGCUCGUGACGUCGUCCCCGACGGUUCGACUUUCAUGGGAGAGCGCCUUACGGUCCAGUUCGCCCGCGGCACCCGCAAUCGAGAAGGAGGCAGCGGUGGUGGUGGUGGUGGUGGUGGUGGCGGCGGCGGUUAUGGCGGCGAGCGCUCUGGACCACGGCCUCGGCGUACCGCGUUCCGCAUGCAAAUCAGCGGGCUCCCCGUUGACACCAGCUGGCAGGACCUGAAAGAUUUUGCUCGGCAAUCCCAGCUCGAUGUGGUCUAUUCCGAGACCGGGCGGAAUAACAAUGGCGAGGGCUUUGUCGAAUUCGAGACUGCCGCGGACCUGGCCUCUGCCGUUGAAGCCUUGGAUGGUAAGGAAUUCAAGGAUAAGAUCGUCCGCUGUGUUGCGAAUCCGGAUCCCCCGCCACGUGAUGGUCGCGGGAGGUCUCGGUCCCCGCUUGGCCGCCGCCCGUACGGCCCCCCUGGUGAUGAAUAUGAUCGUCGCGGCCCGCCUCGCGGAUACAGCCCUCCACGCCGUGAUGGAUAUCGCGAUGGGUAUCGUGAUCGCAGUCCUCCUCGUCGGGAGUACUAUGAUGACCGUGCCCGGUACCGGUCGUCGCCGCGUCAUGGCCGUGGUCCUCCCAUGGAUGACUAUCCCCCGCCUCCCCCACGUGGCCGGUACGAUCAUGACCCGUACCGCCGCGACUACCCCCCUCCUGACCCGUAUGCCAACGGCCGGCCCUACGAUCGACCUCCUCCUCGCGAUUUCCCUCCUAGGGACCCUGGUUAUGCCCGUGAUGGUGGCUAUCCGCGAGAGUACGAUCGCCCAGGACGCUACUGGUAA